ACAAAACCGCGUUAACUUCCUUUGCGUUCACCACAUCCCAAUUUCCCUUUUUGUUGUAACUCCUCCUCUAGUAUUUUAAAUCAGGGUUUUGAUUUAAUCCUAUCAUCAUCUUCGUCUCCUUCUCUGUGAUUUGAUCUGAUCAAAAGGAACCACUUUGAAGGAAACUGAGUACAAUGAAUUCUACGAGAACAGUAGAAGUUAGCAACAUUUCGUUACGAGCAACGGAACAAGACAUUAAGGAGUUCUUUUCUUUUUCUGGUGAUAUCGAAUAUGUUGAAAUGAAAAGAGAGGAUGAGCCUUGUCAAGUUGCGUAUGUCACAUUUAAAGAUACACAGGGUGCAGAGACUGCUCUUCUUCUUUCCGGGGCAAUGGUUGUUGAUCUAAUUAUCACCAUAACCCCAGCUCCAGAUUAUCAGCUACCACCAGGUGUUGCUUCCGCUCAACAGGGGAACAAUACAGACAGCAGUGCAACUUCUGCAGUGAAAAGGGCUGAAGAUGUUGUCAGCAGCAUGAUUGCCAAAGGAUUCAUCUUGGGGAAGGGCGCAGUUAACAAAGCAAAGGCUUUGGAUGAGAAGCACCAACUGACAAGCACUGCGACUUCUACAGUUGUUAAUCUUGACCAAAAAAUUGGUCUCAGCGAAAAGAUAAGCAUGACUAAAACUGUCGUUAACGACAAAGUCAAGGUAAUGGAUGAGAAGUUUCAAGUAUCUGAGAAGACCAAAAUAGCAUUCGCAGCUGCAGAACAGACCGUGGCCAAUGCUGGUCUUGCCCUCAUGAACAACCAGUAUGUCUCCUCAGGAGCUUCAUGGGUAACCGGUGCCUUUAACAAGGCUGCUAGUGCUGCCGUUGAGUUGAGUCAGAAGGCAAAGGAGAAGGUUGGAAAGACCGAGGAUGAACAGAGAAGAACAAUGGUUGAAGACUAUGCUAAGGUUCAUCUCUCUGAAUCUGAUACUCCGAAAAAAUCUGAACAAGAUGCUUCCAAGGCAAAACCAGCCGUUGAAGGUUUGAUCCUUUAAUGUUGUAAAAGGAGCUCUUUCUCAAACUCUGGGAUCAAAUGAUCUAUGAUUUACCUACUUUGCAUAUUUAGUUUGAAAAGUGGUAAAUUCUGGUAUACGUUUUCCCAUCUUCUUGAUUCGAUACGAACCUGAUAUAAAAUGUGACUCAUUUCUUUGUUUCAUUAUUUUGUAUGUUCUAAGAUACUUAGUAUGAACACCAUUAAAGGGUUUUACAGGGAAGUGUUGUUUUAGUAUUUACCUCCUCCUGUGUGUUGUGUGUAACUAAUUCCUUGGAUAUCAAAAAUCAAAUUUCGUCUUA
Papaver somniferum (opium poppy) is the source of this 1314-nucleotide messenger RNA. Its product is annotated as binding partner of ACD11 1-like. Gene Ontology annotation, molecular function: RNA binding. The record is from RefSeq and is a predicted model, not a curated record. The transcript is spliced from 5 exons. The coding region runs from base 174 to 1016 and encodes 280 amino acids. Lineage: Eukaryota; Viridiplantae; Streptophyta; Magnoliopsida; Ranunculales; Papaveraceae.